AUGUCCUCCAAGCAAGAUGCUGCCCAUCCCCUCAAGGUCGCCGGCGUCGUCUCCUUUUACAUGGGCGCCGCCCUCGUCAUGGUCUUUGUUAACAAGGCCGUCCUCCAAACCGCGCCCUCCCUGCCCCUCCUCUUCCUCCUCAACCAGCUUCUAAUCGCCGUCAUCCUCCUUCACCUUGGCGCGUUUGCCACUCCUCGGAUAGACCUCCCCCACCUCGAUCUGCCGACCGCAAAGAAGCUGUUCCCUGUGGUCUCCGUCAACAUCGUCGGCCUCGUCUUCAACACCCUCUGCCUCCGCGACGUCGAAGCGUCCUUCUUCCAGAUCGCCCGCGGUCUUCAACUGCCCCUGACCAUCGCCGUCUCCUCCUUCGUCGCCAAAAAGGCCCCCAGCAAGCUCGUCAUCUUCUCCGCCUCCAUUGUCACCUUUGGCUUCCUCCUCGGCGUCUCGCCUUCGCUCGGACGACAGGCCGUCUCAGACCAAGACACGCCGACAGCCGACAUCGCGCGCGACCCGCACAAGCCGUCCCUCCUCUCCCUCUUCUACGGCUUCCUCUCCUCCCUCUUCAUCGCCGUCCACGCCGUCCUCAUCAAGUCGUCCCUCCCGCACUGCAACAAUUCCACCAUCCAGCUCGCCUACUGGACCAACCUCGGCUCCGCGGUGCUCAUCCUGCCCUUCGUGCUCCUCGGCGGCGAGGCAUGGCACAUCACCACUGAGAUCUUCGGCGACGGGAGCAGCUGGUGGGCGAGCGAGGGCUUUACAUUCUUCUGGGGGAGUAUCGUCACUGGUGUCUUUGGGUUCUUGCUAUGCGUGGCGGGUCUGCUGAGCAUCAAGGUGACCAGCCCGGUCACGCAUAUGUUCUCCAGCGCCGCUCGCUCGGUCCUCCAGACUCUCCUCGGAGUCUGGAUCUUCCACGACCUCCUCACAGUGAACCGCGCGCUGUCUAUUCUCGUCAUCCUCGGCGGCACGAUGUACUACACGUACGUCAAGUCGCUCGAACAGGGCCAGCCGCCCGCGCCGGCGACCAAAAACAACAGCGGCAACGACCUCGAGAUGGGGGUGGGCAGGAAGGAGGAGGGCGUCGCGCUGUUCUCCGUGCCGGAGGACGAGGAGGAGGGGAAGGCGUGAGGGAGUGUAUUUUUGGACUCUCUGGACUUGGGGUAUCUGCGACUCGGACUCGACUGCGUGCGUGUUUCCUGCCAAAGAUUUCCCUGAUACAUACCGGCAUAGAUACAGAUGCGGACGUUGGAAGCUUGCGGGCGAUCGUGACUGUGCGCGACCCUGAGCUCGAUUCAGACGGGCCCCUGUUGGCCCGAGGCGAGGUCGGGUUUUGGCAGGCUGCGUCCAUACAUGAUUGAAUUUACGUUACUUACCGCCGGCGUGCGUGAUGGACAGGGUUCGAGAUGAU
Molecule: messenger RNA, 1405 nt
Organism: Gloeophyllum trabeum ATCC 11539
Lineage: Eukaryota; Fungi; Basidiomycota; Agaricomycetes; Gloeophyllales; Gloeophyllaceae
Exons: 6
Coding region: 1-1125 (374 amino acids)
Biological process (GO): GDP-fucose import into Golgi lumen; protein O-linked glycosylation via fucose
Cellular component (GO): Golgi apparatus
Molecular function (GO): antiporter activity
Source: RefSeq, a predicted model, not a curated record